Messenger RNA from Sesamum indicum (sesame), 840 nucleotides. Its product is annotated as putative pectinesterase/pectinesterase inhibitor 26. Lineage: Eukaryota; Viridiplantae; Streptophyta; Magnoliopsida; Lamiales; Pedaliaceae. The record is from RefSeq and is a predicted model, not a curated record. Gene Ontology annotation, molecular function: enzyme inhibitor activity.
AUGGAACCCCACAACAAUCUCAGGCUGCUCUUUAUCCUCCUCUGUCUUGUCAUCUCCAUUAACGCCACACAGCUCUCCCCCAACACUGCCCCUUCUCACCCUGAAUCACCUCAACCAUCGCCUUCAUCUUCGUCAGAACAAACCUUCAGCUACGCACAGUUCUUCCCAGCGUCGUCCUCCGACCCCGUCCCUUCCAAUGGAGGAGAGUCUGCAGCACAACACAAAGAGUCCUCUGAUGUUGGUGUAUCAUCAAAGCUCCAUUCUGUGGGUGCAGCAGAACAGAAAGAGGCCUCUGAUCCUCACUUAUUAACACAACAGCUUAAUGCUGUCAGUGCAUCACAAACCAAACAGCCCCUUGAUUUUACCUUAGUAUCAAAUAUGCCUGCUAAUCCUAAUCCAGAAGUGAAGAAAAUCUGUGACUCCACAGAUUAUCCUGCCCUCUGUCUAACCACCGUCGUUCCCCUCCUCCACGGCAAGGCCAGCGUUGAAUCCGUUCUUGAAGUGUCCGUCAAAGCCAGCGAUGAAUUCGCCAAGACCGCCCUUUCUUUGGUUAAGAAGGAGGCUGCAAAACCAGGAGCUUCACCACAACUGCUCUCCACCCUCAAGGACUGCAAGGAUGGCUACGACACCGCUGUCGAAAACUUUGAGAAGACCAUGAACGCCUUCACCACCCACGAUGUGGGGACAAUGCGGAGCAUGUUGAGCGCUGUGAUUACGUUCGUGGGGGAUUGCGAGGACGGGUUUGCAGAGAUGCAGGAGAGCUCACCACUGUCCACUUAUGCCAAGCAGUUGACCAGCAUGACAAGCAAUUGUCUGGCAAUUGCUUCUCUCAUGAACUGA